UGUCCGCUAGCGCCAGCAGCGACAAGGACAGCGGGAGCUGCUCGACAGUCGCUUCUCCCGCCUCUCUCAUUCUCUUGCUGAGCCCAGCGCCGGUGAGAGCUCCCGCGCGCGGUCAUUACCUCUCCGUUCGCGUCUUUCCUCCGCGAGUGCCUCCGAACGCUGUUCUCGACUUCGCUUCCUUCCCCGCCGACGCCGUUCCCCACCGAGAUGUGGAGGCCGUCGGCUCUCGCGCUGCUCAGCGCCGCGCUGCUGUUCGUCUGCACACAGGCGCUGCAGCCAUCGGGCACGGAGGCGACGCCCGCAGCGCACUUCGAGCCGCAGGUGGCCGUGCUGUGCGAGAAGGGCGCGGGGGCGGCGCAAUACCACAGCCAGUACAUGGGCGAGACUGGCCGCUGGAUGCCCGACACCGCCUCCAAGCCCGCCUCCUGCCGGAAGGACAAGCUCGAGAUCCUCGAGUACUGCAAGAAGGUGUACCCCAAGCGCGACAUCACGAACAUCGUGGAGGCCAGCCACUACCAGCGGAUCUCCAACUGGUGCCGCGUGGGACACAAGAAGUGCAAGAGCAGCCACUACGAGUGGGUGAAGCCGUACCGCUGUCUAGGUGAGUCCAGUCUGCACGCUGUCCUAGUCCGUCACACACAGUCGCUGCACUGCGGCCUCUCGGCAGGGCUGCCCAGGCAGUUCGGCGUUUUGACGGUCUAA
This is a messenger RNA of Schistocerca americana (American grasshopper), 702 nucleotides long. RefSeq names its product amyloid-beta-like protein. Gene Ontology annotation, biological process: axonogenesis; central nervous system development. The record is from RefSeq and is a predicted model, not a curated record. Gene Ontology annotation, molecular function: heparin binding. NCBI's taxonomy places the organism in Eukaryota, Metazoa, Arthropoda, Insecta, Orthoptera, Acrididae. Gene Ontology annotation, cellular component: neuronal cell body; neuron projection; membrane. The coding region runs from base 208 to 702 and encodes 164 amino acids. The transcript has 3 exons.